UGGAGCGUGGCGGCGUGCUGGUCUCUGACAGGAAGAGGGCAGAGUUCAGUAGUAAGGACAUGGUACAGGAUCUCAACAGGCUGCUUCGAGCCAAGAGAGGAGAGACCACUGCCAGCAGCACGCUGCCUGAGCUGGAGAAACAGGUGGCGAUGUCCUGCUUGGCUGCAGUAGUGCGUUUCCUGGAACUGCUCUCCGAUGAGUCCAACUUCAACUCCUUCAGUCUGACCACUCUGGACCUGGGUCAGUACAUGAGGCUGGACAAUGCUGCAGUGAAGGCUCUCAACCUCUUCCAGGCUUCACCCGACGACACCAGCAGAAGUCAUUCGCUGGCCGGUCUCUUGAACAAGUGCCGCACACCGCAGGGUCAGCGGCUCGUCAACCAGUGGAUCAAACAACCUCUUAUGGACAGAACCAAAAUAGAGGAGAGGUAAAUGACAUGUCCACAGCCAAUCAGGGUGUGGUUUAGAAGAACAAAAUAAAGCAGAUGGAAGUCAAACUCUUUCUUUUCCUCCGUUCAUUCUCCCAUUC
This is a messenger RNA of Paralichthys olivaceus (Japanese flounder), 528 nucleotides long. NCBI's taxonomy places the organism in Eukaryota, Metazoa, Chordata, Actinopteri, Pleuronectiformes, Paralichthyidae. The record is from RefSeq and is a predicted model, not a curated record.